This is a messenger RNA of Chara braunii, 11694 nucleotides long. Lineage: Eukaryota; Viridiplantae; Streptophyta; Charophyceae; Charales; Characeae. The record is from the annotation of a GenBank genome assembly.
UGUCUGUGUUUCAUUUUGCCUCCGCGCGCGCGCGCGUGUGCGUGUAUAGUGUGCGUGUGUCACACCCAGAGAGAGAGAGAGAGAGAGAGAGAGAGAGACGCAGAAGGAGAAAUGAUUUAGGUGGGGGAAGGUAGAAGAGACAUCCAUAGCUUGCACAUAGAGUGUCGAGGAGCGGGGCCUUAGUAGCGCCUCCGCCAUUGCCGCCACAGCCGAGGAGCAGACCAUGCUUCGUUGAUAUAUGGGUGGAUAGUCAAUAGCUACUAGAAAAGGCUGGGUUUGCCAGUAGAAGGUAGAGAAGGGUAUCAUCGAGCGUCUUUUUCCGGAAAUUGAUGUCGAUUGAUCGAGCAGUUUUAAGAUUCAAUCUCAAAAAGUGAAAAGGAAGGAGGCGAAUACGUUAAGGCGGGGCUGUCAGAGUGGCGACGGGAGCCGCAGUUGUAGAGGAGGGAGGUGGAGACGAAGGCGGGGCGAGAAGGGAGAAGCAAAGAUCGAAAGGGAGGGACGAAAGGAAAAAAAAGGAUAAUCAGUUUUGGACGCGACACAUGGAAAGGAAUUUGAUGCGAGAGAGAGUAAAAACGUUUCGUGACAAGGGGUCAUGGUUCGCGGAUGCAUCCCGCGACUUAAAGUCGUUCGUGCAAGAACUCUUCGCUUGCAUCUAUUUAUAGGCGUCACACAUAAUUAGACACAUAGCAGUAGAGGUAGUCGGUCGGGUCGUCGAUUACGACGAAGCGUGACGCAAAACCGUUGGAAGGAGCAGAGUUUCCUCCUUCACGCGAGAGCUUGAUUCGUUCCUGAACGUCUGUCGCGCAUUUAAAGCGAUUACAGCGUUCCUACUCUCCAUUUCCCUCUGUUUGGGACGUCUAUUAUUUCCAAUUUUUUUUUUUUUUACGGGAUUGAUUGUAACGUUGUUGUUCCUCUUCUCUUCUUCCUUUAGUUUGUUUCUUUGUUUCUUUCUUUCGCUGUGUGUGUCGCAAAGUGUGUGUUUGUGUGUGUGUGUGCGCGUGUAGGGAGAGUGAGUUGUUUCUCCUGAGACAUCGCUGUGGAGCGAUGAUCAACUUCACCAUCACCGGUUUUUCUUGUUUCUUUUCUUUUGUUUUGUCACUUGAGUCCUGAUUUUUAAAUUUUUUUUUUUUCUUCCGUUUGCGGCUUCGAUCGUCGACAGUGUCGCACGCUGUUUUCUGCUGUGUUUUCGCUCACGAAAUUCCAUUCCCGUCCUACAUCAUAUGUCGUUAAGUUGGAUAGUUCCUGGAAGUAGUAAUUGGAGACUACCUGGUUUGGUUUGAAUCGAGCAAAUCCGUCCGGCUAUUUGUUAAUAAUUUACAUACGUAGCUGCUUAGUAUCGUACUGCCUCUGUUGUAGGAUACGUACGCGACGCACACGAUAUAGUACACGUCACCUGACUCACGUGAAUGCGCUUGCUUGGCGACGAAAGAACCUCUGCUUCAUUUUUUCACAGUCGUCUUCUGUGCUCCAUUCUCAGUGUUUUUGGUUGGAACGCGAAGUGUUCAGGGAUUGAGGUUCGUACGGUGACACGACGUUGACGGAGGCGAUUUUUCCUGAGGCCGAAGGAAACCAAGUCCCGUGGGGUGCGUUUACCGGCCGCAAGGAGGGGGCGGGGAGCAGAGCGAACGAGAGGAAGAGAGACGAGGGGAGACCGAGCAAGUGACAUCGACAGCUGCACUUGUUGCUGUUCUAGCGUCUCUUCAAAAUGGCAACGUUUGGAGUCGGUUCCCCAGUGUGGGUUGAAGAUGAAGAGGAUAUGUGGAUUGAGGCAACGGUGCUCAAGAUCGAGGCAGAUAAGGUCAUUUCGAAGAACAGGAAAGGUGGCGAGGUUGUUUCGUCUAAGGAUAUGGUCCAUCCGAGAGACGAGGACACGGCUGAAAUGGGUGUUGACGACAUGACGAGGUUGUCGUACCUCCACGAGCCUGGAGUAUUGGACAAUCUUUCCCGAAGAUACCACCUCAAUCAAAUUUAUACAUACACAGGGAGCAUUUGUAUCGCCAUCAAUCCUUUCCAAGCAGUGCCACAUUUGGUUGGAACCAAACUCAUGGAAAUGUUCAAGGUUGCACAGCCUGGAGAGGUCAGCCAACCUCACGUGUAUGCAGUGGCUGACAGAGCUUACAAGGCUAUGAUGGAUGAGGAAAAGAGUCAGUCAAUUCUUGUCAGUGGAGAAAGUGGUGCGGGUAAGACAGAAGCGACAAAGCUUAUCAUGAACUACCUUGCCUUUAUGGGAGGGAGGGCCACUCCCGUUGCAGGAGAAAGAUCAGUGGAGCAGAAGGUGUUGGAGUUCAACAGAGGCAAGAUUUCUGGGGCUGCAGUUCGAACCUAUCUGCUGGAGCGAUCUCGUAUCACUCAAGUGUCGACACCUGAGCGUAGUUACCAUUGUUUCUACCAGCUAUGUGCGGGAGCCACAGCAGAGGAGAGAGAAAAGCUGAAGAUCGAAGCUGCUCCAAACUACUUCUACCUCAAUCAGAGCGAGUGUUUUGAGGUUCCUCGAUUUGAUGAAGUAGAAGAGUACAAGGCAACUCGACAUGCCAUGGAUGUUGUGGGUAUCUCCACUGAGGAGCAGGAUGGUAUUUUCCGAAUCGUUGCAUCAAUUCUUCAUCUUGGAAAUGUUGACUUCAAACCAGGCAAGGAGGCAGACUCCUCACAACUUGCAGAUGACAAGUCCCGAUUUCACCUCAACUGCUGUGCGGAGUUGCUGGGAGCGAACCCAAAGCUUCUGGAAGAUUCACUCAUCCAAAGAAUCAUGGUUACGAGGGGAGAAGCCAUCACCAAGCUACUGGACAAGAAACAGGCUGUUGGAAGUCGUGAUGCUCUCGCAAAAACUCUCUAUGCCAAGAUGUUCGACUGGUUGGUCGACAAGGUCAACAAGUCCAUUGGUCAAGAUCCCAACUCCAACACUCUGGUUGGUGUGCUUGAUAUUUAUGGCUUUGAGAGCUUCACGGUGAACAGUUUCGAGCAGCUUUGCAUCAAUCUCACAAAUGAAAAGCUGCAGCAGCACUUCAACACGCAUGUCUUCAAGAUGGAGCAAGAGGAGUACGUGAAGGAAGAGAUCAACUGGGACAACAUUGACUUUGUUGAUAACAUAGAUGUUCUGGACCUUAUCGAGAAGAAACCAUUGGGAAUCAUUGCUUUGCUCGAUGAAGCCUGCAUGUUGCCCAAAUCCACACCGGAGUCAUUUGGCCAAAAGCUUGCUCAGUCUUUUGACAAGCACAAACGAUUUACAAAGCACAAGUUCAAGAAGACACUGUUCAAAAUUGACCACUUUGCAGGAGAGGUGGAGUACUCGACGGACACAUUUAUUGAAAAGAACAAGGAUUUCGUGAUUGCGGAGCAUCAGCAACUGCUGACAGCGUCCACAGAUCCAUUUGUGAGACAGGUGUAUCCGCCACCAGAGGAGCCAAAGCAGGGCGGAAAGGGUGGAGGGAAGUCAUCCUUCUCCUCUAUUGGAACUCGUUUCAAGCAACAACUGCAAUCUCUGAUGGACACCCUUAACCAGACAGAGCCGCAUUAUGUCCGUUGCGUGAAGCCCAACCAGAAACUGAAGCCACUCAUGUUCGAGAAGCGGAUUGUCCUCCAGCAGCUUCGGUGCAGUGGUGUGUUGGAAGCUGUGCGUAUCAGUUGUGCUGGUUUCCCAACAAGGCGUACAUUCUUCGAGUUUGCAGACAGAUUCAAGAUUUUGUUUCCCGAUGCAAUUGGAAAAACCAAGGUGUUUUUGCGAGCAGGCCAGAUGGCUAUUCUGGAUACAAAACGUACCGAGAUUCUCAAUGAGGCAGCCAAGAAGAUGACAAGGAGAGUGCGCACGUUCCUUGCCCGCAACGAGUACCUCCGUGUCAAACAGGCAUCUGUCUGCGUGCAGACGAGGUGGAGAGGUGUGCUUGCCUUCAAGCUGUUCGUCUUCCUCAAGGAGACGAGAGCUGCAACAGAGAUGCAGAGGUAUGUCCGUGGUAUGCAGAACUUCAAGGCAUACAGGGAAAUGAAAGCUGCGUCCAUUCGCAUCCAGGCUGCUGUGCGCUCGCUUUGUGCAAAGAAUCUCUACAAACAGCUGCAAGAACACAAAGCUGCCUCCAUCAUUCAGGCCAACUGGCGUGCUUGCUUUGCUACCAAGUCAUACAAGGAACUCCUAUCGUCUACAAUUCUCUUCCAGUCAGCUUGGCGUUCUAAGAAUGCACGAGCAGAUUUGUUUGAUCUCAAGGAGUUGGCAAAGGAGAUUGAUGUUCUGCAGGACACGAAGCAGAAGCUGGAGUCUCGGGUUGCUGAUUUGACUUCAGAGCUUGCAACAGAGACAAAGACAAGGAUGGACCUGGAAGCUCAACGGGCAUCUGAGGUUGCUGCUCUGGAAGCGCAGAUAGCUGACAUGCGCGGCCAGGCAGAGGAUACCAACAAGUCUAUCGAGAAGGCCCGCAGAGUCCACCAAGAAAACCUCGACCAAAUUAAGCGUGAUGCAGAUGAUGAACUGGAAAGAGGUCUCGCUGCCGAGCUCCCAGCAGAAGCGAAAAAGACAAUUGAGUCACUCAAGCAACUCAACGACAAGUUCCUGAAAGUCGUCAAGGCAGCAACAGCCCGGACGGAGGAAGCGGAAGAAAAGAUUUCUGCGGCAGAGAAGAAGGCUGCAGAAGCUCUGAAGGAGAUGCAGGAUGUCAACGCAGCUGCUAAAGCUCUGCGUGAGCAGAAGGCCAAGGAAGAUGCUGCAGCGCUUGCAACAAUGCAGAAAGAGAAGCAAAAGCAAGAGGAGGUUACGAAGCGUCUUGAGACCGAGAGCAACUCGCUGCGAAAGACAGCUGACAAAAUGGCAGGCCUUGAGACAGACGUUGUGAAGGUGAGGGAGGAGACUGCUGCUGCUGAGGCUGUGGAUACUACAGAGAUUGAAGAGUUGAGGCGCACCGUUGCUGACGCAGUAGAGAUUGACCCGAAGGAGAUUGAGAAGUUGAGAAAAGACUCUGAGACUGUGGCAUCUCUAGAAUCCGAGGCAGAGAAACUCCAAGAGGAGGUGAAGAAUGCGCCAAAGGUUGAUCCAGUUGAGCUUGAGGAACUGCGGGCAAAGGUGAAGAAGAUGGAAGAGGAUGCAGCUGCAGCAGCAGCUGCUGCGGCAGCUGAAGCAUAUCAAGCCGAGAUGGACUCCCUCAAGGAACCUGCCAAAAAGGCUACUGAUCUGCAGGCAGAGGUGGAGAAGGUUAAGAAGGAGCUGGAAGCAAUGGCUGCCCCAAGCCUGGAUGCCUCUGAGCUGGAAACCAUCAAGAAAGAGGCAGAGAAACUAGCAUCCACAGCAGCCAGCACGGCAUGUGAUCCAGCAGAACUGGAGAAACUGAGGCAGGAGGCUGCCAAGGUGCCAGCGUUGGAAGCAGAGGCAGCAGGAUUACAAGCACAGUCACAGCGGGUGACAGUGCUAGAGGCAGAGAACAAGUCAUUGCAGGAACAACUCAGUGCGGCAGGUGUUACACCUGCACCUGCAGUGGCUGCUGCACCAGCCUAUCCUGGAGCGACUCCCCCAGCAGCAGCAUCCGCAUAUCCAGGACAAGCUGCUAUAGCAAACCCACCAUCCUACCCAGGAGCGCCUGCUGCAGCAGCCCCACCACCCUACCCAGGAGCACCAGCUGCAGCAGCCCCACCCGCCUACCCAGGAGCACCAGCCCCAGUUGCCGCACCAGUCUACCCCGGAGCGCCUGCCACAGCCGCUGCACCAGCUUACCCUGGAGCACCAGCCCCAGCUCCAGCACCAGCCUACCCCGGAGCACCAGCCCCAGCUCCAGCACCAGCGUACCCCGGAGCACCAGCCCCAGCUGCCACACCGGCCUACCCCGGAGCACCAGCCCCAGCUGCCUCACCGGCCUACCCCGGAGCACCAGCCCCAGCUGCCGCACAGGCCUACCCUGGAGCACCAGCCCCAGCUGCCGCACAGGCCUACCCUGGAGCACCGGCCCCAGCUGCCACACCGGCCUAUCCUGGAGGUCCAGCUGCUGUAGCAGCCGCACCUUACCCUUGUCCACCACCUUCUCCCUCACCAGCUACCUACCAUGGAGGCCAGGUAGCAGAAUCUUAUGCAGCACAAUCCCUGUUCAAUGCCACACAGCCUGCUUCCAUGACAGGCACAGCUCCAUCGCCCUACCUUUCAACUCCUGAACAGCAGCAGCAGCAGCAGCAGGUUAUGAUGGCUGCAGGACCUCAUGCCCAGCAACAGAUGAUGGCUUCACAGCAGCAGCAGCAGCAGCAGCAGCAGCAGCAGCAGGCAAGCUUCCCAGGGGCACGACCUGGCACACCUGCUCAGGGAGUGUACCCACCUCAACAGCAACAAGGAAUGAUGCAGCAACGGGCAAUGACACCAGAUGGAAAGAUGGGAAUGCAGCAGCAACUGGGACAGCAAAUGGCUUCCCCGCAGAUCAUGCCACAACAGCAACAGCAACAGGCCAUGAUGAAAAUGGGCGGACAAAGCUUGUUCCCGCAGAUGGGCAUGGGGCAGCAGCAGAGCAACGGCAUGUCCCAGGAUAUGCAGAAUGUCAAUGGUGGAGCUAUGGGUAGCCAAGCUGGAAUGGGACAGCAGCAAACCAACUUUGGUGUGGGAGGCAUUGGUUCCAUGGGUAUGGGUAUGGGAAUGGGAAUGGGUAACAAUAUGAUGACAGAUGCACAGGGUCCUGGAGGGCAACAGGGGUCAGCAGACUCGCAGAUGGCUGGAGCGUUGGGAGGACAAAUGGUCAAUGGUCCUAUGAACCCACUGAUGCAAGCGCUCUCAUCACAGAUGGGAGGGAUGGGGAACCCUCUUGCUCAACUGGCAGCCCAGUUUGGUCUUGGAAAUGCUACGGGACCAAUGGGGCAAAUGGCACCCAUGGGUCAAGCGAACCCUCUUGCUCAGUUACUGAUGGGCAUGACCGGCAUGGGAGGCAUGGGUGGCAACAUGGGUAUGCAAGGGAUGCAAUCCAUGGGAAACAUGGGAAUGGGAAUGAGUGGGAUGGGUGGCCACCCUGGAAUGGACCGUGGAAUGGACCGUGGAAUGGACCGUGGAAUGGACCGUGGAAUGGACAGGCAAUCUACGAGCAUGAAGAACCCGUUUGGUUUUGCCAGUUUAGCGCACGACUGGGCAUCAAGAGCUCGCUCAAACUUGCAUCGCGAGGAGCCGAUGGUUUUCCAGAUUUCUAGGGAGGAUAUGGACGCGCGCUCGCCGGAGCUCGGCUACUCCAUGCAAGAUGAUGAUCAAAUGCAGUUGAGGUCUUCACAGGAAGGGGGCUUCGGACGCAGAGACAGCACUGAAGGGAGGAGAGACAGUGAGUCGAUGAGGGACAUGGAGAGGGACUACGAUAUGCGGCCAGGGAGGGACUCUGACCUUCGGAGCAGUAGAGACAAGGAGUUCGAAUCGAGGAGGGACAGCGCAUACGACCUCCGGGGCAGCAGGGACUACGAGAGCAGGGAGUACGAGAUGCGUGGCAGCAGGGAACUGGAUAUGCGCAGGGCUGACUCUCAGCGGCGAGGAGAGUAUGAUUCAACACGCAGGGAGUCGACUGGAAGCAGAGACUUCGAUCCACGACGGGAGUCAAGGGAGUUUGAUACCAGGAGGUCCUCAUUGGGAAGCACCAGGGAAUUUGAUUCGCGCAGAGAUUAUGAUCUUCGCCGAGAAUCCAAGGACUUUGACCCCCGCAGAGAGUCCAGGGAGUUUGAUUCUCGUAGACACUCCGGCAGCAGAGAUUUCGAUGGUUCUCGGAGAGAAUUCGACACACGCAGAGACUUCAGGGAAUUCAAUGACGAACCUGAAUCACGGAGAGACUCCCGGGAAUCGGACUUGCGGAGGGACUCGCUCCGUGGAUCAGACUUGCGGAGGGACUCUCUCCGUGAAUCAGAAUCGCGGAGGGAGUAUCGAGAUCUGGAUUCACCAACUGGAAGAGACCUUGGUGCCCGUAGGGAGAGAGACCUGUACAGCUCUCGCAAGGAGUCCUCGCGAGCCAGGUCGUCACAGAGAGAUGCAGAUGACUUGGGUGAGAAUGAGCCACGCAGGAGCAGAAGGCGCAGUCACAAUGAGCCAGUACAUGACUCAGAUGGCAGCCCACCACCAACGAAAACAAGGUCCAGCACACGGCGCUCGUCAAGAGGAGAUGCGCUUACGAAAGCGGAUGCUGUCUCACGAAGGGAGAGCGUAUCAGAACUAAGGUCCAGCCGAAGAGAUAGCACAGCUGAUCCCCGAGCGAGCACAACUGAUCUCCGGGGAUCAAGGACCAGUGAAGCUCGCUCCUCGCAGAAGGAAAGUCGCUUUCGUGAGGCUGUGAGUGAGCUGCGGUCAUCUCGCAAGGAGAAUCCCAAAAAUGAAAGAGGGCCAAGGGAAGAUGAAUCCAUGGAGACAGAGAACACCGGCCGGGACAUACCUGUGGUUGAAGGACUUGAGGCAGAUGCCCCAGCAGAUCCCGAUCGCAAGCUGUCGAGAUCAAGAUCAGUAUCGAGCCGGCAAUUACUGGAGCAGAAGAGGAGGAAAGCAGCUUUGGAAAAACUUCAGAAGGACCAGGGGCUGCUGAUCCACUGCAUCUCACAAGAUGUAGGCUUUAGCCUCAACUUUCCUGUGGCAGCUGGUGUCGUAUUCAAGUCGCUACUCCACUGGAAUUCGUUCAAGUCAGAGCACACACGCAUCUUCAGCCGUGUUGUUGCUGUGGUCAUCUCAGGGAUUGAGGGUGCACUUGACAACAACGACGGGCUGGCGUAUUGGCUCUCAAACUCCACCUGCCUCCUAAAUAUGAUGCAGCGUACUUUGAGAUUCAGCUCAGACAGGAGACGGUCCUCCAAGUCUGGCAUAUAUGGAAGCGGUACCGGUGUGGACACUUCGAACUUGAUGGAGGCUCAGCGGCCAGCCCUCGUCUUCAGGCAGCAAUUGGUCGCCUGCACAGAAAAGAUAUUUGGCACAAUCCGAGACAAUUUGACAAAAAUAGUGGCACCGCUUCUCCCUGUCUGUCUCAAGGUACAGAAGAGCCGUAGGCGGUCAAGGGUUCAAGCUGAAGAUGAAGUAAAAGUCAGCAACGGCUAUGCCGCUAUCGUCAGCACGCUGGACGAUCUGCUAGACGUCAUGAGAAAGAACAUGGUGUUCCCGGUUCUGACGCAGAGCGUUGUUGAACAGGUGUUUGCAUUCAUUAACGUACACAUGUUUAACAGCUUGCAGAUGAGACGGGAGUGUUGCUGUUACAGCAACGGCUUGUUUGUCAGAGACGGGCUUAAGAUGCUGGACCACUGGGCCUCUGAUGUCGGACGCCAGUCCUCUGGCAGGGCCUCAGAGAAGCUCACCCACAUCCGACAAGCGACACAUUUCUUGAUUUAUGACGACAAAGAGACGGCCACGCUUGAGGAUAUAACGAAAAUCGUCUGCCCUGACCUCAACAUGCAUCAGCUGCACCGUAUUGCAACCAUGUACUCUGAUGACGCGAAUGUCUGUCCUGGGCUAUCUCCUGAGGUGGUUGACGAUUUGGCGGACGCAACUCAAGACUCUCUUACCGAGACAUUCUUGCUCACUGACGACACAAGUACGCCAUUUACGCUGGAUGACAUUGUGAUUGCGACUUCAGCGUCAUUGGGCGAGAUGAUGAGCGUCGAGCCGCCACAGCUGCUGGCAGACAGUCCGUCUUUCCAGUUCCUUCUUUCAGAGGCAGCAUAGGCUGGCUCCCAGAGUCUGCUGUUUGAGCGCACCACAGGUACUACUCCCGUACAAUCCGUUGUACGUCACAUCACUCUAAUGCAGUCAGGAAUUCCAAGACAUGAGAUUUCAAAUGGAGAGGGAAACGGAUGAACAGAAGGGACGGACAGGAUGUGAUGUGCGCCAACAGAUAGAAGGACCAAUCAACCAACGAACAGACCAUGCUGCUGACCGGUGAGCUUGAGCUUGAGCUUGUCCACUCACCGGAGCGGACGAAAGGGGAUGUGCAGCGUCAAGCCCAUGAUGGUCACUGCUGUUCCAAGUGCACUCGGCGGAUGGUGCUGCUGCUACACCACAGCGCAGUGACCGCCGACGCUGUUCCCAGCGCUUUUUAACUUCCGAGUACAGGCAGGUCCCGACUUGAUCUGUCUUUUGGGGGAGCAAGGAGGGGAUAGACGUACAGGGGGGGGGGGGGGGGAUUCCGACGGUUCCUUGGAGCAUACUCUCGCACAAGCUUUUUGACUGAAUGCGGACGCUAUUGCGGCCGGAUACGUGGAGGAAAAAGAGUGACUGCGCGAGUUGUAUAGCCCUCAGUGGCAUGUGAUUAAGGAUUAUAUAUAAUGUCCGUCUUUCCUUAGCAUUCCAUAUUAGGCUCUUGAAUAGGAGGAAUAGCACAAACUCGCUGCCUUUUGGUGAAGCGGCAGCUGUAGGGAUGUAGUGUUUCUCGGUAGUUUUGUGCGUAUGUUUUUUUUUUUUUUUUUGCGCCUCGGCCCUCUGUACACACAGCAUGCCUCGUUUGCUAGGUUGACUAUAUGAGUGUAUGUAGAACUGGCAGCGUUCUCGGCAAGGAAAUCCACCUCAUAAGCAUCCUCUGUGUGUGUGUGUGUCUGUGUGAUUUACGUUGUAGAUUCAAUGCUACGUGCCUUCUUUGUUAUCACCACCGUCCUCUUCAGGUCGUCACUGGCUCUCUCUCUCUCUCUCUCUCUCUCUCUCUCUCUCUCUCUCUCUCUCUCUCUCUCUCUCUCUCUCUCUCUCUCUUCGUUGAUAUGUGUUCCUUUUGUAGUGUCUUUUAUUCUUAGAAUUUUUUGAACAGCUUUCGUUCGUUUUUGUUUUUUUCUCGUCAUCAUUUUCCCCGUAGCGAUCAAAAACAAAACACCCUUUCCCCCCUCCCUCGAGCGUCAACUGCAACAGCUGAUUGAUUGGGCGCCUGCCGCCGAUCUCCGGUAACCGCAGUCGGCUUUCACUACUUCAACCUGAUGAAGACGAAGCAACUGCAAGCAAAGGACUUGCUGCACUUCGCUAAGAGAACCAGCUCUCUGGUCGUUUGAAGCCAAAAGUUGCAGCAGUUUGGAUAUCAUGGAAGUUCAACAUUUGCACGCUGGCAAAGCCGCUCCAGCUCGUGAGAGGCUACUAUAGCAGCGCUGCAGCAGCAGCAGCAGUACUGUCGUACUCAAAUUCAGUCGAUUUUUUUUUAUUUUUUUCUUUCUUUCUUUCUUGGUUCUUGGAAAAUAUUUUGGAUUCAGUUGAGGAGUUCAGUCCUAGUUUGGGAAGCAUUCUUCUUUUGGGGGGCAAAGUUUUUUUUGGAUCUAGCCCGAAGCCAACCUGCAGUUUGGACAACUGCUCGUUAGUUGCUAGUAUUAUAAGAAGUCGUCUCCAUAAAAUUGAUGUUUGAAGAAGAACACAUUUGGAGGGGCUGGGUGACAAAGCAAAGCAGCUGUGGACCUAACAGUGGUCAGUUAGUGAGGAGCAGGAGUAGGAAGGAAGUAGUGGUACUGAAAUGUAGAUGAGAUUCUUGUGAAGGAUUUCGGAUUUUGUGAAUUAGGAUGUGAUGAUAACCCUCUCGGGGGAGAUAUGAUGAGACCAACCAACCAACUAGUUUCAUGUGAGUGGAGGAGGUAUUCGUGUGCAGAAGAAGAGACAGCGGCUGCGGCCGUUUGAAAGUGGUGCCUGAAUGUGUCUAAUCUCUACCAUCAUGGAUUCUCUACCAUGGAUGUGAAUUGCAGUGUACUACGGUACUGCUACCACCUUUCUACCACCGGUCAAGUGUCGCUAUGAGAAUCUAAUUGGAGUCGAGAAGUGAAUGAAUGCAAUGUGAAACG